Messenger RNA from Lycium barbarum (goji berry), 2034 nucleotides. RefSeq lists its product as uncharacterized. Lineage: Eukaryota; Viridiplantae; Streptophyta; Magnoliopsida; Solanales; Solanaceae. The transcript is spliced from 7 exons. The record is from RefSeq and is a predicted model, not a curated record. Bases 714 to 1856 code for a protein of 380 amino acids.
UGUAAGUUUGGCUCAAGCUUGUUUCUCCAUGAAGCCCGAACAGAAAAGGUUGUUUUGCACCGUCUUGAAAAAUGCCAAAUUACCAAAAGGAUGCGCUUCUAAUAUAUCACAUCGUGUGCAAGUGAAGGAGAUGAAAAUAUCGGGGUACAAGAGUCAUGAUGCUCAUUUUAUAAUGCAUUACCUACUCCAGGUUGCCGUUAGAAAAGUGCUGCCCAAGAAUGUUUCAUUAACCUUGAUUAGAUUGGGCAAUUUCUUCAGAGCCAUAUGUAGUAAGGUUAUAAGAAGAAGAGAUCUUGAGAAACUGGAUUCUGAAAUUGUUGAAAUAAUAUGUGACCUCGAAAGGAAUUUUCAUCCAACAUUUUUUGAUAUAAUGCCACAUUUACCUAUUCAUUUAGUGAAUGAAAUUAAGCUUGGGGGUCCGACUCAUCUUUGCUGGAUGUAUCCCAAUGAGAGGCACCUUUGUAAGUUGAAGACGUUCGUUCGUAAUCGAUCUUGUGCAGAAGCAUCAAUAGCAGAGGGUUUUUUGGCUGAAGAGUGCUUGACCUUUUGUUCAAGAUACCUACGCGAUGGUGUGAAGACAAGAUUCAGUAGGUACCAGACUGAGGAUGAUGAAUGUGUUCAGAAUUUGUCACCUAUAUUCCCUAAGAUAGGUCAUCUAAUUGGAAUUGAGCAGAAAAAGGAUUCGACUUUUAUGAUGGAUCCACAGUUACGUUAUGAGGCACAUCGGUAUGCUUUAUUCAACACUGGAGAUGAACAAGUUGAAAAGUUUAUCGAGCCCUUCCACUCAGAAAAGAAAAAGAGGUGGAACACAAAUGCAAAGUGUACAUGGACGGAGUGAGCGCAAACUGAUCGUGCUAAAUGAGUUGCACCAAUCCAUUGGUCCUAUUGAAGCAAUUGUUAAAGAGUUGGGUAGCUUCCUCGGCACAUUAGCAAGGAAUGGGACCUUUUGUCCUCUUAAUGUGUUUAAAUGGAAGAAAUUGAAGACACAUGAUGAUAUGUGGAACUAUACCUUGGAGAAAUAUGACAUUCCUAAAGUAGCGAAAGAAUGGACUUUGCGAACAAUUCAACUUGCUUGGAGAAAGUAUAAGAAUGGGUUGAAGAAGAAACACUACUAUCGCUACGCCAAUGACGAACUUCGAAUGGCAAAAAGGCCUAAAGAAGUUUCAGAAUCUCAGUUUAAGGCUCUCCUCGAAUAUUGGAACUCCGAUGCGGCUCAAGACAUGUCCAGAAAAAAUACAGAGAAUAAAAAGUUGAGGUAUCCACACACUGUUGGCAAAACAAGUUUUGCUAUAAUCCAUGAGAAAAAAAAGAAGGAAAAUCCUGAAGCUUUGUCAAGUAAGGAGUUUUUUAUGGCUACUAGAAGAAGGAAACCAGGCCGAGUAUACAAGGACUCAUAUGAAGAUACGACUAGCAAAAUAGCUGAAAUGGAGAGAAUUGAAACUCAAGAAAGUGAAGGUGGCAGUCAAUCAGUUGACGCAUAUGUAUCAGUAAUGGGACCUGAUCAUCCAGGUCGAGUAAGAUUGUAUGGACGUGGGGUUACCAAGACUCUCUUGAAACAGAAAGCAGCGGAUUCUGGACCCUCUUCAAAUGUUACUGAUGAUAUGGAGAAAAAAAUGGAGGAGAUAGAAGAGAGGAUGCAACAAAGAAUGCAGGAAAAAUUCAACGCUCAAAAGGAUACCAUGGAAAAAGAUAUUACAAUGAAAGUCAUUGCAAAAAUUCAGCAGCUAAAUCCAGAAUUCCAACUUGAUCCUAAUAUGUUAAGGUUCAGUGUUCGUUCGCCAGGAGAAGCUUCUUCUGCACCUGGUGUCGAAAAUGAAGAAAGGGAAGGAGACAGUGAAGACAUUGGUCUUACUUGAGAAGAUCUUUUAUGAAGAUUUCUACAUGUUCUAAGAAUCCUUUUGCUAUCGAACAUUUUGAAACUUAUCCUAAAUCUUGAAAUGUAAAACUUAAUUGCAUUUUGGGUUGAACAUUUUGCUUUUACGGGUAUAUAUGUUGGAUUAGGAAUGUUGGAUAUUUUGGAUUAUGAAAAAUUGU